Messenger RNA from Diospyros lotus (date-plum), 818 nucleotides. RefSeq lists its product as uncharacterized. NCBI's taxonomy places the organism in Eukaryota, Viridiplantae, Streptophyta, Magnoliopsida, Ericales, Ebenaceae. The record is from RefSeq and is a predicted model, not a curated record. The transcript has a single exon. Bases 110 to 550 code for a protein of 146 amino acids.
GUAUAAGCCAUCCCAGAACACGCUCUUUUCGUCACGCCCCCCAACCUACCCCUCUCUCUCUAUAAAUUUGUGCCGACUCUCGCUUUCCGUGAACUACCUUCGUUCUACCAUGGAAGACGAACAGCGCAACUCGCAGUCACAGUCUCUCAAACACAAGCUCAAGCAAACCCUCUGCCUUUCCUGCUGCUUCCGCCACCACCGCCACCACGACGACCGCGACUCCGAUGAGCGGCCGGUGCUGCUGCGGGCGCCCUCGAUCUGGCUCAAGUCGCGGGCCCAGGACCUGCCGGAGAUACGAGACAAGUGCCGCCACCUAAUCAACCGGAUCGGCGGGCAACACCACCGCCGGUCCUCGUCCUCGGCCGAUUUCAGGUACGAUCCCCUCAGCUACUCCCUCAACUUCGACCGAGGCUUCGACGACUCUCUCCUCGACGAGGCUCCCCUCCGGAACUUCUCCUCUAGGGUUCCGGCUUCGGCGCCGGUGGCGGUGGUUCCGGAGGCCGACGGCGCGGCGAAGAUGGCCGUUCCAAGGGUCGUCGCGUGCGUCUAGCGCUUGGCCGCAGGGUUUGAUGAGGUUGCGGUGGGUGAUCUGGAGAAAUUGCAAAUUGGAUAUUGAUAAGCGAUGUUUGGCUCUAGCUCUGCGACUGUACUGUACCUGGAUAGGAUAUUGUGGAGUUUUCGUCAGCUUGUUUUUGUGUUGUUUGGAAAUUGAAUUACCCAUCCGUGUAUAUAAUAAAUUACGCAAAUGCAAUUGAAGUGUUAAAAUGGAUUCAACAUCAAAUCUGAUAUAACUAAUAACAAACACUAUUUUGGGAAUU